Mercenaria mercenaria is the source of this 1994-nucleotide messenger RNA. RefSeq lists its product as uncharacterized. Gene Ontology annotation, biological process: positive regulation of DNA-templated transcription. The coding region runs from base 12 to 1697 and encodes 561 amino acids. Gene Ontology annotation, molecular function: zinc ion binding; ubiquitin-protein transferase activity. The record is from RefSeq and is a predicted model, not a curated record. Gene Ontology annotation, cellular component: chromatin; nucleoplasm. The transcript has 2 exons. Lineage: Eukaryota; Metazoa; Mollusca; Bivalvia; Venerida; Veneridae.
UCGAAUAAAUUAUGGCUGAAGGAGGUGACCUUACAUCUAUACAAGAUGGGUCGGAUGCUGACUUCGAGUUAGUCUGUACGCCCUGUGAGGAAGAUUAUAUCAGAGAAGAAGCUGUCAAAUUCUGUGUAGAAUGCAACCAGUAUCUUUGUACAACAUGUGCCAGAUGUCAUAGAAGAAUUGCGGCUUCGAAAUCUCACAAGUUGCUGGAUAGAGAAGAUGCCAAGAACGCGUCUGUGGUUGUCAUGACAACAAAAUGUCUAUACCAUCCAGAUCGAGACAUCGAGAUGUUCUGUGGAACACAUGACAUGGUCUUUUGUACAAAAUGUAUAGCCACAGAGCACAGGGCUUGUGAAAAUGUUAAUAACAUAGACGAAAUGCCGACAUCUCUUGUCCAACAGAAUGACAUACAGCUUUUACAGUUUGAAACUAAAGAUGUUCACGACAAGUUAGUAGCUGCAAACAAGAAGAAACAGAAAAAUGUCGCUUCUCUUGAAGUUCAGAGAAAAGGUAUACUGAACAAUAUCCAGGAUAUAGAAAACACUUUAACAGAAUAUAUCAGGAAAUUGAAAAGAGAAGCAGUUGAGAGUUUGAACAAGACGUGUUCAGAAGUAAAUGGCAAACUGGAAUCUGAAAUCAACUUGAUGGCUAAUACAAUAACAGAAGUCGACAAAUCGAGAAGUAUAUUGCAAACUGUAAAUAGAAUGAAUGCUAGACAACAGUUUGUUCAAAUAAAACUGACAGAAAGGACUGUGAAAGAUGCAAAGAAAUUGUUAGAAGAAAGUGAGUCAGAGGGAACUAGAAUUGCUCGUUUUACAGAAAAUGCAGACCUGAGAAGCAUUUUAACGACUGUCGCUGAUUUAGGACGUGUGGAGACAUUGAGUGAAAACCAGAAGCAGAUUACAACUAGGCAACACAAUAUAAAAGCAAAGAAAGUGCUUUAUAUCAGAAUGCGAAAUGACAGUCAGAUGUGUUAUAUAACUGAUCUGUGUCUGCUUCAAAAUGGUACUGUUGUUCUGGCUGACUACAAUAACAAGAAAAUAAAGAGGCUUGAUACAAAUUUUAGUAUAAAGGACGACUGUCCUCUAACCUACGGUCCUACGGCCAUCUGCUGUACUGCUAAGGAUGAAAUUGCAGUAAAGUUGUCUAACAACACGGUUCAGUUUAUAUCAAUUGGUCAGACAUUGUCUGUUUUGAGAGAUAUAUCUGUAGAAGGGGGUAAUUGCUGGGGAAUAGCGUACUUUGCUGGAGAGCUUUGGUUAUCUAAUUCAAGUAGUGUCAACGUGUGCAGUACAUCAGGAACACUACUGAAGUCUAUCAACAAUAAUGUUAAUGGUCAGAGAAUAUUUAAAUCUUAUCCUGAGCAUAUGGCUGUCAGUGGAGAGACUGUUAUUGUAACAGAUAGCAGUGAUGGAGCCGUCUGUUUAGGAAGAGAUGGAAUAGUGAGGCGUGAACUGCGGGACGGAAGGCUGAGGAACUGUUAUGGCGUAUCUGUAUCUGCUGAUGGCACUGUCUUCCUGUCUGGGCAUAGCACUCACAAUAUCGUGAUGUUUAGUGGUGAUGGGAAAUGUCAAGGAGAACUGCUAACGAAAGAAAUGGGUCUGACGUAUGUUUCCCCUCUCUGUUAUGUUAACAAAAGAAAUUGUUUAAUUCUAGCACGCAACAUUGAUGAUGACAGUAUUUACAUUAUUGAAGUGUAGGAUUAAUCAAGGACGUCGAUAUCUAAGUCCCUGGAAUAAUGUGACAAAUUACAGAUAGAUAUACAUAACUUGCUCGAUCAUUUGCGUAUGUUUUCAGGUCUUGCUUAUUCCAACACGUUAAUAGUGACGUUAUGUAUUUAAUUCAGAUAUAUUUGUUGAAUAGUCUUAUUUGAUAAAUAGUUAAGUUCACAAAACAUAUUUGGGAACUGUUAGAAACAAGACUUACUGUGUCUGUCAGUAUGGUGCAAUCUUUUACAGCUACUAAAUAGUUUAUAACCAAAUACCUGUUAAUCGUGA